AUGCGUGUUCUCCGUCUCGUGCUGCUCCCGCUCGUGGUGCACUCGCGGCUACCGCUGCCGCACUUCCGCCUCCAGGAUAUCGCGACCCAUCAUGCGAUGCGCCUGGUCUCUGGCUGCAGCGCACAUGGACCCGAAGCCCGUGUGCUGGCGCUAACGCUGCACGGCGAUCUGCGCUGGUCAAUCGAGAUCCCAUCCGUCUUAGCACACAGCCACGACGCGUGCGCGACGCGUCUCGCGGUCGCCGGCGAGGCCAUUUACACGACGGGCUACCACGCCAACGCAACACACACCGCUCUCUUCGUCGCCAAGCUCUCGAUCAACGGCGCGAUCACGUGGGUAAAGCGGUUCGGGGACGAGGGCCAACACCAUGGACUCGGCGUGGCAGUCACACUGGACGGCAGCAUCGUCUCUGUCGUCGGCACAUCCCGCGGCGUCAUUUCGCGCCGUCGCACCCGCGGAGACGACAUGGUCGCACUGCAGCUGCGCGCAAGCGACGGCAGCACAUUGUGGUCCCAACUGGUCGACUCGGACAACCACGGCGACGACCAAGCGUUCAGUGUGGGCGUCGACGGAAGCGGCCACAUCUACCUCGUCGGUCAGACCAACGGCCGAUUCGAGCAUGAUAGCGGCGCCGGGAGCGAUGCACUGCAUGACGGCGACCUCGUCGUGCUCUCAUUCGACGCCAACGGCCGCCGGCGCUGGACGCGACAACUGCACACGGCCGAAGCCGACGGGUGCAGUGACGAUGUCAUCUACGACCCACAGCACCCUCGUCGUUGCGGCCUUGCCAUGACCGCAUCGAAUGUCUUUGUUGUCGGCGCCACCGCCGGCACGGCCUUCUUGGACCCCACGGUCGACGACCCGACGCUCGGCAUCUCUUCGCGCCGCCUCAACACCGUCCUCGUGCAGUUGCAUCUUGCGACUGGCGUCGUCGGCUGGACAAACCAACUGCUGCUGGACGAGCACAAUGUCGGCCAAGGUAUUGUCGAGAUGGAUGCGGACACGCUUGCCGUCGUGGGCACAUGGCGAGAGCGCGACGAUGAGCUGCCGCGUGUUCUGAUAGCAGAGUUUGCAACGGCAACAGGCGCUCACCGGCGCGUCGUCACCGAUACGACGGCAAGAGGCAUCGGUGUUUCGGCGGAGGUCGGCACCCUCGGCACGCUGCUUCUCGGCGCCAACACACUGGAUGAUGCUGCGUACCUCGACCAGCGAGCGACGCGCGACGUCACGAUGACGCUUCCUUUUUGCACCAAUUACGUGUCGUUUGCGUCUGCAGUGACGCACGUCGCGUCGACCAAUUGGACGGACGUGAAUCCGAUCGAGCUGGCGAUCCACCGGCACAACGCGCCGCUCUGCACCGAGUCGGUCACCGUGCGUUAUACGAUCUCGUCCGCCGACGUUGGACGACCAUUUACGCCGGCGUCGCCACACAAAGCAUUUGUGCCCAUCACGGGCGACGUGCGCUUGGACGCUGCAAACCCGACGGUCGCGGUGCAGCUGGCGGCGGCGGCACCGUUGGAUCUGCCCCCACUGUCGGCGUUGACCGUCACGCUGCACGCCAAGGACGACAGCACCGAAAUUCGAGACCCUGCCACGCAUGUGAUUGUGCUCCUGGGGACGCCAGCGGCAGCACCAACGACGCAGCACAUCCAGAGCGAGGUCCUCUGUGCCCUUGUUUGCGCUCUCUGUGUCUUUGGCGGCCUUGUAAGGCGCGUCUGCCACUGCAACAUGAACCUCUGGAGCGGCGUGCAGUACCGCCACGUGGAAGAAGCACCAGGAGAGCACCAACUGCCAUUGAAGCACCACUUGCAGCUGCUGCGUGGCGACGCCGCAGCCGUUGGCGGCCAUGUUGGCGUCGUCGAUGGCUCUGGCGCUGUUCGACCUGCCAUGGUGGCCUCGCCGCGCCACGCCAAGCCCAAAUGCAAGCAUGCUCGGCGCUCGGUGCUGCUGCCGCGAGCCUCUGCGGACGCGCUGCGGGACGCCGACGACUGA
Molecule: messenger RNA, 1992 nt
Organism: Saprolegnia diclina VS20
Lineage: Eukaryota; Oomycota; Saprolegniomycetes; Saprolegniales; Saprolegniaceae
Exons: 4
Coding region: 1-1992 (663 amino acids)
Source: RefSeq, a predicted model, not a curated record